CAUUCAAUAUUAUUUAUGCUCAAGAUAAACCCUCUACAACAACUCCAAUUACCGACGAAAUGAAAAAUGAAAUGAUGUUGACACCCAACAUUAUUAAAGACCUCAACCAAACUCUUUAUACCCGGGUUAACGUACCAAUUAAUGAGAAACUAAUGGAGAACGUUUUAUCCUCUGAAGAACUUUCUCAACACUUUCCAUUCGGCAAAUUCGAAUUCACGAUAAAAGUACCAAAACAACCUUUGAGUUUUAGAGUAAAGAUCGUUCCUAAAUUAUACGGAAUACAAUUAAUUGUCAAACCUGAAUUCAGAGAAGCAUAUAUUGAUCUAGUACUUCGUAGCGGUAAUGAUGAAUCCCAGAACACACCCGAUUCAUUUGAUUCGGUUGCCGAUGUCAAUAACGAAGUGUUCGAAGGUGCAUUCCCCGUAUCAAUUCCCUUAACUGCCGCAGGAAUUCAAGAUUUGAUGCCCUCUUUUGGAAUAUUUUCGAAAUUGUUUGGAGGGAAUUGGAAAAUUGUAGUUCCUGCGCAAAAAAUUGAAUGGGACGUGAGUAUUGCUUAUAGAUCGGGUACUUUUAGAAUCACCUUCAAACCGAAAUUUAAACAAUUCUUAUUGCUGCUAAUUAGAGAUACAAAGAAAAGCGUGUAA
Messenger RNA from Ambispora gerdemannii, 644 nucleotides. The record is from the annotation of a GenBank genome assembly. Lineage: Eukaryota; Fungi; Glomeromycota; Glomeromycetes; Archaeosporales; Ambisporaceae.